Messenger RNA from Morus notabilis, 2508 nucleotides. RefSeq names its product protein CHUP1, chloroplastic. The record is from RefSeq and is a predicted model, not a curated record. Gene Ontology annotation, cellular component: chloroplast outer membrane. NCBI's taxonomy places the organism in Eukaryota, Viridiplantae, Streptophyta, Magnoliopsida, Rosales, Moraceae. Bases 344 to 2278 code for a protein of 644 amino acids. Gene Ontology annotation, biological process: chloroplast organization. The transcript has 5 exons.
UCUCUCUAGAUGUCCAAUUGGAAGUUAGGAGGAAUCCGAAUUGCAUUCCCUCUCUCUCUCUCAUGCUUUCUCUCUCUAGUCUCUUCCCCAUGCCUAUUUUCGCAUGUCACGUUCACCUUGACAUAAGACAAAUUUUAAUGGCCAAUGUCAGUCCACAUUUUAUGAUAGGAAAGUUGAAACCUUUGACAUGUUUGUUUAUACCAACUACCUGUUCAUCUCUUCUCCGAGUAAUAUGAAAGAGACAAACAAAUCUUCCUCUGAAUCACAACUCAUACACAAAAUCAAAAGAUGGAAGAUGAAGAAGAAGAGGUUAUAGAAUAAUCAAAGAUCUUGAGCAAUAAAAAUGAAAGAGAAAAGCGACAUAAAGCCAAUUAUACUGAAAUUUGGGGUGGCUUUAGCUUUGUCUUUCGCUAGUUUUCUGUAUUCUCGCCUCAGAACCAGAAGACUCAAGCCUUCUCUUCCUCCUCCUAAAUCGCCACGCUCCUCAGAUCAUGGAAGUGAAGUUGAUUCAAGAGGGAAAGCUAGACGGAGAGAUGAGAUUCAUGCGAGGAAGACAAGAGCCAGUUCUUACGGUGUUGCCUCGGUUUCAUCGGAAAAAUAUGAAGAGCCAUACAUGCAGAAACUCACUGGAGAGAAUUCCAUCGCUGGCCUCUCUCCGUGUAGUCGGCUCAGCGAAGACAGAGAGGGUUUCCUCUUACCGGAGUUCAAUGAUCUCAUGAAGGAAUUUGAUUUGGCUGGAGCCACUGCUGGGGUUUCUCCAGAGGAUGUGGAUACUACUAGUUCAGAUGUAAAGACUCCGAAAGUGUUUAUUAGUGCACAAAAGGAUGAAUACGAACAAGAGAUCAACCGCCUUCAGAACAUGGUUAGGCUACUUUGCGAGAGGGAGAGGAAUCUUGAGGUCCAGUUACUCGAGUAUUAUGGCGUUAAAGAGCAGGAGACCACUGUCAUGGAGCUCCAAAAUCGUUUAAAAUUAAACAACAUGGAGGCUAAGCUUUUUAGUCUCAAGAUUGAGUCUUUGCACGCGGAAAACCAAAGACUGGAGGCACAAGUUGCUGGCCACGCUAACGCUGUGACUGAACUCGAGGCUGCAAGAGCAAAAAUCAAGCUGCUUAAGAAGAAACUGAGAUUUGAAGCUGAACAGAACAAGGAACAGAUCUUAAAUCUUCAGCAAAGAGUUGCGAAGAUGCAAGACGAGGAAUACAAGUCUCUUGCAAGUAACUCUGAUGUUCAGUUGAAGCUGAAAAGGAUAAAAGACUUGGAGGGUGAGAUUGAAGAGCUGAGGAAGUCUAAUUUGAUGUUGCAGCUCGAAAAUUCUGAAUUGGCUCAGAGGUUGGAGUCCACAAAGAUACUCGCAAAUUAUGUUCUUGAAGAUCCUGAGACAGAUGCAUUGAAAGAGGAAAGCGUGCGUUUGAGACAAGCAAACGAGGAUUUGAGGCAGGAAAUCGAGCAGCUUAAAGCGGACAGAUGUGCAGAUAUUGAAGAAUUAGUUUAUCUCCGGUGGAUAAACGCUUGUUUAAGAUACGAGCUGCGGGAUUAUCAGCCUGCAACUGGCAAAAUGGUUGCAAGGGACCUAAGCAAAACAUUAAGCCCGAAAUCUGAGGAGAAGGCAAAGCAGUUGAUACUGGAAUAUGCCAAUACAGAAGGGAUAGGGGAAAAGGGGAUCAGCAUUAUGGAUUUCGAUUCUGACCGAUGGUCAUCAUCCCAAGCUUCGUUCACAGAUUCCGUGGACUUAGAUGAAUCGUCUUUGGAUAAUUCAUCUGCCGCCAAAACCAACACUUCAAGCAAGAAGAAGUUCUUCAACAAGCUCAGGAAACUUGUCCGGGGGAGAGACGGUCAUCAUAGUAGCCAGGUUUUGUCAGGAGAUCAUAAACCUGAAUCCGUUGAACAAGAUGGAGAUUCACCACGGUACAUCCCAAGUACACUAACAGGAGACUACGCUGUGGCAGAGGAUAAUAGAUUUCGAACUUCAUCUCAGAAUUUGUCUAGGCCUUCUUUGGACCUAUCCAGAUUAAGGAGCUUGAAGGAAAGAGAAGUUGUGGAUGUACAAAGUGUGCAGAGAAAUAGUGAUGUGGGGUCCUCUUAUGUGUACAAGAGUUUUGCUUUGGGCGGAGAAAUUGCCAAUGACCCAACUAAUGAUUCAACUGCAAAAGAUGAAAUUGAAAAGCAUUCAGAUUCUACUGAUAAGUCUGAGCUUUUGAAAUAUGCAGAAGCUCUAAGGAGGUCUCGUCGUGGGUCUCUCAAGUUGCACAGAAAAUCAGCUUCUUAUAGUUCUUUUUGACAAGAAGUUCUGUUUAACGAUAUUUACACUUUGCCUGUUUGUAUAUGACUGUUUUAGCAUAUAUACACAUAGAAAUGUAUUGGAGAGUCACUUUUACAGAAGAAGAAAGCUUCUUGAUCAGUGAGUGAUGAUUGUUUUUAGUUGUUGGUCCCACUCUAUAGUAUAUUUGAAGAUAAGGUUCUUUACAUGUAAGUUCAAUAAUCAGUAUUUAGGAUUUUUUUUUUCUUCCA